AUGGCCACUGAAAACCUACCCCCCGCCGAGCCCAGCCCACUCGACCAGACACUCAUCGAAGCCAUCAACAACGGAACGACCAGAGACAGACAGAUCCUCCUGGCCGCAGAGAGCGAGAUGGGCAGAUUCAUCGGAACAAAUCUCCAGCGACAGCCACUCAGCUCAUCCCUCUCAAACUCACUCAACUCCUACCAGCGCAUGCUCGUCCACCGCCUCGGAGACGCAUUCGCAAUCAAACGCACCCUCGAAUCAGGCCAGAUGUACAUCGAACGAACACCGCACUCAGCCUGGUAA
Messenger RNA from Puccinia triticina, 294 nucleotides. RefSeq lists its product as uncharacterized. The coding region runs from base 1 to 294 and encodes 97 amino acids. Lineage: Eukaryota; Fungi; Basidiomycota; Pucciniomycetes; Pucciniales; Pucciniaceae. Gene Ontology annotation, molecular function: nucleic acid binding. The transcript is spliced from 2 exons. The record is from RefSeq and is a predicted model, not a curated record.